This is a messenger RNA of Diatraea saccharalis (sugarcane borer), 1423 nucleotides long. The record is from the annotation of a GenBank genome assembly. NCBI's taxonomy places the organism in Eukaryota, Metazoa, Arthropoda, Insecta, Lepidoptera, Crambidae.
CAUUCAUUUUGCUUGCAACUUUUCUGGAACCGCUGAAGAAAUGUCUGAUUCUGCCGGCGAUAAUUCAAAACCGCGAGUAGCAGUUCUUGGAGGGUGCGGUUUCAUCGGCCGGAACCUAGUCGAUUAUCUCGUGUCCAAUGAUCUGGUGAGUGGUGUCCGUGUGGUGGACAAAACACCGCCGCAACUUGCUUUCUUGAAUCCUGCUCAUACGAAAGUUUUCGAAGACCCCCGCGUGGAAUACAAGAGCGCUAACCUCAUUAAUCCUACAUCAUGUGCGUCAGCCUUGGACCCUGGGGAGGGCGAGCCGUGGUCGUUGGUGGUGAACUGCGCGGGGGAGACGAGAGUCGGUCAGACGGAGGCAGUGUACGCUGAGGGCAUCGUCACCCUCAGCACUAAUGUCGCUAAGCGCUGCGCCGCUAUUAAAGUGCCACACCUCGUAGAGAUCUCUAGUGGUCAUAUGUACAGUAGUGACAAGCCCCAUAAGGAAGAUGACCCUAUAGAGCCAUGGACUGUUGAGGCGCGCAUGAAGAGCAAGGUGGAGGAGGAGUUGAAGAAGUUAGAACCAGAACUGAACUACACCAUCCUCAGACCUGCUAUCGUCUAUGGCAUCGGGGACAGGAGGAGCUUAACGCCUCGCCUUCUAUACGGCGGUAUAUACAAGCACCUCGGCGAGACCAUGAAGCUUCUAUGGACGGCGGACCUGAAGAUGAACACGGUCCACGUGCUGGACGUGUGCCGCGCCGUAUGGGCCGUGGCCCGGCCGCGGGGCGCCGCGCACAGGGUCUACAACGUGGUGGACGAGGCGGACUCCACGCAGGGCACACUAGCGCAACUGGUGGCUGAUAUGUUCAACAUCAACCACGACUACUACGGCACGGCGAUAUCCACUCUAGCUAAGAACGAUAUAGCGUCGGUAGCGGAGGAGGCCAACGACAAACACCUGACCGCGUGGGCGGAGGUGUGCCGCCGGUACAGCGUGCCGCACACGCCGCUGGAGCCCAGCGCGGGCGCCGAGUUGCUGCUCAACAAGCGGCUCUGUCUCGACGGCACAAGGCUCAGGGAACUGAUCGCCCUCCACCACCCGCGACCCACCGGACGACUGUUGCGAGAGGUGUUAGAAGACUACGCUUCCAUGAAUCUCUUCCCCAAGGAGCUCCUGCUAUAACUUCAUAAUUAGGACAUUACUGGCAAGUUAUACAACACUUAUAUAUACAGCAUCUGAUGAUAUACACUAUGGACGCAGCCGUAUUCAUCUGUUUAGGAAGCAUCGUGAUUGGGGAAUGAAAAUACGAUUAAGCGAUGCGAUUUCGUCGUGCGAUGGUUUAAAGACAAACGAAGCUCUAUUUUUUAUUCACUCGUUAAUAAUUAUCACGCCGUCGUAUUAUUGUCUUUUAAUAUCUAAUUUUUACAUUUCCCAGUACAC